AUGAGGAGAAUCUCCUCUUUACUACUGAAACAACCUUCUCCUUCCUCACACAUCCACUUCCCCUUUCCCCCUCACCUCCAAACUCAUUCCCCACACAACCACAAUGCCACACCACCACCACCUUCCCAUUCAUUUCUCCACUCCUUCAAAACCCUGUCUCUCCCUCCCCCAGAACUCGUCGAACCUUUCUGCGACCUCUCCGAUGUCGUUUCCUCUAAAGAAAACCUCCAACCCUCUCCAUGGUUUACACAAAUCCUCAACCUCCUCGACAAUUCACCAUCCAUGGAAUCAAACCUCAAUUCCUUCUGCCGUCAAUUUCUCAUCACACUCUCCCCCUCCUUCGUCGCCCACACUCUCCGUUCCCUCAACAACCACCACACCGCCCUCCGUUUCUUCACCUGGGCUUCCAACCAACCUAACUACUCACAUUCCCUCGAUUGCUACGUUUCACUAAUUGACCUCCCCCUCUCUCCCUCAAACACCACCACAUCAACCGCCGCAGCAGCAUUAAAUGUUUUCGCAGAACUUCAACGCAACCGCCUCCCGCUUACAUCCCUGUCCGCCAAUUCCCUCAUCAAAAGCUUUGGUAACGCCGGCUUAGUGAACGGGCUUCUCUUGGUAUGGCGGGGAAUGAACAAACAAAACAUCCAGCCGAGUCUUUUCACUUACAAUUCGCUUCUUAACGGACUCGUUGGUUCGUCUUUUAUUGAAUCAGUCGAGCGUGUUUUCGACGCGAUGAAAGAAGGAAGAAUAAAGCCUGAUGUGGUAACCUACAAUACUUUGAUCAAAGGGUAUUGUAAAAUUGGGAAAACACGCAAGGCGGGUGAGAUGGUUUGCGAAAUGGAGGUAAUUAACUUGGAACCGAAUGUUGUUAGUUAUAUGACAAUAAUGCAGGCUUGUUAUGCUGAAGGUGAUGUUGAUUGUUGUUUGAGUCUUUACCAUGAGAUGGAGGAUAAGGGGUUUGAUGUUCCUUCUCAUUGUUAUAGUUUGGUGAUAUGCGGGCUUUGUAAGACGGGGAAGGUUUUAGAAGCUUAUGCUUUGUUUGAGAAUAUGAUGAGAAAUGGUUGUAAGGGUAAUAAGGCUGUUUACACUGCUUUGAUUGAUUGUUAUGGGAAGAGUGGAAAUUCUGAUGGGGCUUUAAGGUUGUUUGAGAGGAUGAAAAUGGAUGGGAUCGAACCUGAUGAGGUUACCUAUGGGGCUAUUGUUAAUGGAUUAUGCAAGAGUGGGAGAGUGGAGGAAGCUUUGGGUUAUUUUUGGUUUUGUAAUGAGAAUGGUGUUGUUGUCAAUGCUGUUUUUUAUUCUAGUUUGAUUGAUGGACUUGGAAAGGCAGGGAGGGUUGAUGAAGCUGAGAAGGUGUUUGAUGAAAUGGCUGAGAAGGGUUGUCUGCCGAAUUCAUAUUGCUACAAUGCGCUCAUUGAUGGACUGUGUAAGUGUGGGAGGAUAGAUGAUGCUCUAGCGCUGUUUAAAAGGAUGGAGUGUGAUGGCUGUGAGCAUACUGUGUAUAUAUUUACUAUACUUAUCAGUGAGCUUUUUAGGGUGCAUAGGAAUGAAGAGGCGGUCAAGAUGCGGGAUUUGAUGAUUGACAAAGGGAUAACGCCGAACGUUGCUUGUUUUAGGGCUCUUUCGAUUGGAUUGUGUCUUUCGGGGAAAGUUGCGAGGGCUUGUAAAGUGCUGGAUGAGCUUGCACCUAUGGGGGUUGUUCUUAAAACGGCUUAUGAAGAUAUGAUUGGAGCACUGUGUAAAGCCGGCCGUGUGAAGGAGGCUUGUAAGUUGGCUGAUGGAAUUGUGGAUAGGGGUAGAGAAAUACCCGGGAAGAUUAGAACUUUGAUGAUUCAUUCCUUAAGGAAAGCUGGAAAUGCUGAUUUGGCUAUCAAGUUGAUGCAUAGCAGGAUUGGUAUUGGUAUUGGGUAUGAACGAAUGAGGAGCGUUAAAAAGAGAGUCAAGUUUCAAACCCUUAUUGACAACUGA
Molecule: messenger RNA, 1968 nt
Organism: Lathyrus sativus (Indian pea)
Lineage: Eukaryota; Viridiplantae; Streptophyta; Magnoliopsida; Fabales; Fabaceae
Source: the annotation of a GenBank genome assembly